AUGCAUCCACCACCACGCUCCCCGCCUGCGGCUGCUGCCGCGAUGCUCGCGGCGGCGCUACUGGCCGUGGCACUGAUGGCCGCCGCCGCCGCCGCAGCGCCGUGGGAGCGGGCGGACGAGGAGGUGCGGCACCUCUACGAGGCGUGGAAGGCGGAGCCGGGUCGGCCGGGCAGAAACGGCGGCGACGACCGCCUGCGCCUGGAGGUGUUCCGCGACAACCUCCGCUACAUCGACGCGCGCAACGCGGAGGCCGACGCGGGGCUCCACGGCUUCCGCCUCGGCCUCACCCCCUUCGCCGACCUCACCCUGGAGGAGUUCCGCGGCCGCGUCCUCGGCUUCCAGCUCCAGAGCCCCCGCCGCAACGACACGGUGGACGAGGACGAGGACGAGGACGGCUUCGGCGAUCAGCUGGCGGCAGUGCCGACCGCCGUCGACUGGCGCAAGAGCGGCGCCGUCACCGGCGUCAAGAACCAACGCUCAUGCGGUGGGUGCUGGGCGUUCUCGGCUGUGGCGGCGAUGGAGGGGAUCAACAAGAUCGUGACGGGGAAGCUGAUAUCGCUGUCGGAGCAGGAGCUGAUCGACUGCGACCGCAAGAGCCACGGAUGCAAAGGCGGGCGCAUGGAUUACGCUUUCCAGUUCGUGAUCGGCAACGGCGGGAUCGACUCCGAGGCCGACUACCCCUACACCGGGCGCGACGGGACUUGUAACGAGGCCAAGAAAAAGAAGAAGGUCGUGUCCAUAAAUUCGUACGGCCAUGUUCCGGCCAACAAUGAGAAGGCACUGCAGAUGGCGGUGGCGAAGCAGCCCGUUAGUGUCGCCAUCGAGGCAGGCGGUCGUGAUUUCCAGCUCUACAAAUCGGGAGUCUUCGACGGCGCUUGCGGGACGAAGCUGGACCACGGCGUGACGGCGGUAGGGUACGGCAGCGCCGGCGGCAAGAACUACUGGAUCGUGAAGAACUCGUGGGGCACCGGGUGGGGCGAGGGCGGCUACAUCCGCAUGAGGCGGAACGUGGCCGCGCCCACGGGCAUGUGCGGCAUCGCCAUGGACGCGUAUUACCCGGUGAAGAACCACAAGGCGCCCGGCAUGCCUCUGCUGGAGAUGGUUCUAGCUGCCUAAGGCGCCAUCCGAUCCACACCCCCCUCCCCGUGCGCGCUAUGGACUCUCACGAGUAGCCACUCGUUUACACUUGCUCUACGUGUGGUGUGAAUGUUGUGUGUGCAACCGUAAAUAAGUUGCAAAUAAGGGACCUGUGUCAUGGUUACACUUAUAAAUAAUCUGUUGUGAG
Messenger RNA from Panicum hallii, 1285 nucleotides. Its product is annotated as ervatamin-B-like. The record is from RefSeq and is a predicted model, not a curated record. Lineage: Eukaryota; Viridiplantae; Streptophyta; Magnoliopsida; Poales; Poaceae. Gene Ontology annotation, molecular function: cysteine-type endopeptidase activity. The coding region runs from base 1 to 1116 and encodes 371 amino acids. The transcript has 4 exons. Gene Ontology annotation, cellular component: lysosome.